CCGCGCUCCUCGCUCGGCCCGUCCCUGUCCGGUCCAGCCCGCGAGGCCUCCUUCCUUCCUCCUUCCCUCGCUCUCUCUCUCUCUCGCCUGCCCGUGCCUUCCCUGUCCGCCUGCGUCACUGCGGCCGCCAUGGCUGAAAACGGCGAGAACAGUGGUCCCCCGCGCCCCUCCCGCGGCCCUGCUACGGCCCAGGGCUCGGCCGCUGCUCCGGUUGAGCCCAAAAUCAUUAAAGUUACUGUGAAGACCCCCAAAGAGAAAGAGGAGUUCGCCGUGCCUGAGAAUAGCUCGGUCCAGCAGUUUAAGGAAGCGAUUUCGAAACGCUUCAAAUCCCAAACCGACCAACUAGUGCUGAUUUUUGCGGGGAAAAUCUUAAAAGAUCAAGAAACCUUGAUCCAGCAUGGCAUUCAUGAUGGACUGACUGUUCACCUUGUCAUUAAAAGCCAGAACCGACCUCAGGGCCAGUCCACGCAGCCUAGCAAUGCCGCGGGAACUAAUACUACGUCCGUGUCGACUCCCAGGAGUAACUCCACACCUAUUUCCACAAAUAGCAACCCAUUUGGAUUGGGGAACCUGGGAGGACUUGCAGGCCUUAGCAGCCUAGGCUUGAGCUCAACCAACUUCUCUGAGCUCCAGAGCCAGAUGCAGCAGCAGCUCAUGGCUAGCCCUGAGAUGAUGAUCCAAAUCAUGGAAAAUCCCUUUGUUCAGAGCAUGCUUUCAAAUCCUGAUUUGAUGAGGCAGCUCAUUAUGGCUAAUCCACAGAUGCAACAACUGAUACAGAGAAACCCAGAAAUCAGUCACCUGCUCAACAAUCCAGAUAUUAUGAGGCAGACCCUCGAAAUUGCCAGGAAUCCAGCCAUGAUGCAAGAGAUGAUGAGAAAUCAAGACUUGGCUCUCAGCAAUCUUGAAAGCAUUCCAGGUGGCUAUAAUGCUCUAAGGCGCAUGUACACUGACAUUCAAGAACCGAUGCUGAAUGCCGCACAAGAGCAGUUUGGGGGUAAUCCAUUUGCCUCGGUGGGGAGCAGUUCUUCCUCUGGAGAAGGUACGCAGCCAUCUCGCACGGAAAAUCGAGAUCCCCUACCCAAUCCAUGGGCCCCAUUGACGGCUACCCAGAGUUCUGCAACCACCAGCACCACCACCAGCAGUGGCAUUGGGUCUGGCAAUAGUUCCAGUAAUGCUACUGGGAAUACUGUGGCUGCAGCCAAUUAUGUCGCCAGCAUCUUCAGUACCCCAGGAAUGCAGAGCCUUCUGCAACAGAUAACUGAAAAUCCCCAGUUGAUUCAGAAUAUGCUGUCAGCACCCUACAUGAGAAGCAUGAUGCAGUCACUGAGCCAGAAUCCAGAUUUGGCCACACAGAUGAUGCUGAAUAGCCCACUGUUUACAGCAAAUCCUCAGCUGCAAGAGCAGAUGCGUCCUCAGCUCCCAGCUUUCCUGCAGCAGAUGCAGAAUCCAGAAACACUGUCAGCCAUGUCAAAUCCAAGAGCAAUGCAGGCUUUAAUGCAGAUCCAGCAGGGGCUACAGACAUUAGCCACUGAAGCACCUGGCCUCAUUCCAAGCUUCACACCAGGUGUGGGAGUUGGGGUUCUGGGAACUGCCAUAGGCCCUGUAGGCCCAGUCACUCCCAUAGGCCCCAUAGGCCCUAUAGUCCCUUUUACCCCGAUAGGCCCCAUUGGGCCCAUAGGACCUACUGGCCCUACAGGCCUCACUGGAUCCACGGGCUCUGGCAGCCCCAGUGGGCCCACUGUGUCCAGCUCUGCACCCAGUGAAACUACCAGUCCAACAUCAGAGUCUGGACCCAACCAGCAGUUCAUUCAGCAGAUGGUGCAGGCUCUGGCUGGAGUAAAUGCUCCACAGCUGCCUAAUCCAGAAGUCAGAUUUCAGCAACAACUGGAACAACUCAAUGCAAUGGGUUUCUUAAACCGGGAAGCAAACUUGCAGGCCCUAAUAGCAACAGGAGGUGACAUCAAUGCAGCCAUUGAGAGGCUGCUGGGAUCCCAGCCGUCUUAAUUGCAUUUCUGUACCUUGAUAGAAAAAAUGUAUCUUAUUUUUGAUAAUGGCUCUUAAAUCUUUAAACACACACACAAAAUUGUGCUUUCAUUUUGAUUCUUUUAAAUCUAUCUGGUUAUAAAUCUAAUAUGUAUUUUAAGGUAGAGUCCCUUGCUCCUUCUCUUAUUUCUUCCCUCCCUGUCUCGCUCUUUGUUUCCUUCCUUCCUUUUUUUCCUUUCUUUGAUUUCCUUCCUUCUCUGUUUUGAAUGGUAGAAAUCAAUGCCGUUUCAGUCAGAGGCAUUGCAUGCAAACACUUCUCUUUAUUCUGCAUUUGUGGUUUUUGGAAACAGGUUUCAGUUGAGUAAGCAAGUUUUGUCUUACAGAUGUUUAAUUUAUUUGCAUUUUAAACAUUGGCCUAUGAUAGUAAUUUAAUGUAUAAUGAAGAUGAUUAAAACAGAGGCAAAUUAUUUGAAGCUCUCUAAUUUGUGGUACAAUGUUGCUUAUUGUGACUUUGGCAUGUAUUUUUGCUAGCAAAAUGCUGUAAGAUUUAUACUAUUCAUUAAUCUUUUUUGCUAUAUUUGUAUACAGUACAGUAAGCACAAUUGGAACAGUACAUCUAGAAAUAAUGAAAAAUAGAAUCUCUGAGCAGAAUAUACGUAGGAAUACAAGAAAUAUUUCUGAAGCUAGGUAUUUCUCACAAUUUUGUAGAAUCUUACAGCAUCUUUGAUGAACUUCUCAGUGAAAAUGUUGGCUAGGCAAGUUCAGUUAAAAUAUAGUAGAAAUGUUUAUCCUGGUAUUUCUAAGUAUAUAUUUAAUUGUACAGAAAAAUCACAGUGUAACAUUUGUGUCAACAUUUGCAGAUUGACUGUAUCUGACCUUAAUCUUUGUGCAAUCUAAAGGAUCAGUGUAGUAAUGCCAGGAAAGUGCUUUUUACCUAAGACUUCUUUCUCAGCUUUUCCCAUAAAGAGAUGUAAUAUGCAUUUUGGUUUGUAAUUGGAAAUGUAACAUUCACUGAAAGUGUCAUGUGAUGUUUGCAUUACUUUUCAUUGCUAUGUAUAAAGGAAAAUGUGUAUCUUUUGACUUUAUCAGCUAUUUCUCUUGUAUACAGGGAAAAAUGCAUUAAAAAUGACAAAAAAAAUAAAAAAGUAGAAAAUGAAUAAAGCUUUUCCUUUUUGCCUUCUGGCUCUAGAUCAUAUUUAGAAAGAUUGUCCCCUCCCCCCACCAAGUUUAUAUAAGUCUUAUGCUAUAUUUCUCCGACUUUUAUGGUUUUAUUUUUUAAAUGGUAUAUCUCAAUUAUUUCAAUAUAUGGACAUAGGCAUUUUAUCUUUUUUCUUCCAAAUUCUUAGCCAGUUGUUAGCCAGGUAUUUAUCUCCUUCAACCACAUUUGAAAUUUCAUGCAUGUAUACUGUACACACACGCACACACACUUUAUUCUGUGUUGGGAUUCUCUCUGGUUCCAUUGAACAUUGUAGCCCCAGUACCCCAGCCUAUAGUCAUCAAGUUAGAAAUAUGACUUUAUAUUUGGUAGAGGUUUUCCUCCUAGUGAUUUUUUUUAUUUUUUAUAAUUUUCUGGUGAUUCUGAGAUGUUUACUUUACCAGAUGAACUUUACAGUUAAUAGAUAUUUCCCCCAAAAUAAAUUGAA
Messenger RNA from Tupaia belangeri chinensis (Chinese tree shrew), 3626 nucleotides. It is a transcript of the gene UBQLN2, whose product is annotated as ubiquilin 2. The transcript has a single exon. Lineage: Eukaryota; Metazoa; Chordata; Mammalia; Scandentia; Tupaiidae. The coding region runs from base 130 to 2004 and encodes 624 amino acids. Gene Ontology annotation, biological process: autophagosome assembly; ERAD pathway; ubiquitin-dependent protein catabolic process. Gene Ontology annotation, cellular component: cytosol. Gene Ontology annotation, molecular function: polyubiquitin modification-dependent protein binding. The record is from RefSeq and is a predicted model, not a curated record.